Molecule: messenger RNA, 610 nt
Organism: Anopheles coustani
Lineage: Eukaryota; Metazoa; Arthropoda; Insecta; Diptera; Culicidae
Gene: RpLP2
Product: large ribosomal subunit protein P2
Exons: 5
Coding region: 101-439 (112 amino acids)
Biological process (GO): cytoplasmic translational elongation; translation
Cellular component (GO): cytosolic large ribosomal subunit; ribosome
Molecular function (GO): structural constituent of ribosome
Source: RefSeq, a predicted model, not a curated record
GGACAUGCUUCCUCUUUUUUGUAAACCUACUGAGUCGAAUAGACGUGUAUUUCAUUUGCUGCUCACGUUUCGUGUCGAACCGACUUAAAAUUUUACAAAAAUGCGUUACGUAGCUGCAUACCUGCUGGCGGUCCUUGGAGGCAACGCUGCCCCGACCAACGCCGAUAUCGAGAAGAUCCUGAGCUCGGUCGGUAUCGAAGCUGAUGCGACCCGCGUUAGCAAGGUUGUCAAGGAGCUGCAGAACAAGUCGAUCGAAGAACUGAUCGCUUCCGGACGCGAGAAGCUGUCCUCGAUGCCGUCUGGUGGUGGUGCCCCUGCUGGUGCUCCUGCUGCCGCGGGAGCCGCCGCCGCUGCCGCUCCGGCUGCUGAGAAGAAGGAGGAGAAGAAGGAAGAGUCCGAAUCGGAAGAUGACGACAUGGGCUUCGGUCUCUUCGAGUAAAAGGUUAGUAUCAGAAGAUGCGGUUGAUGAUUUCACAAACAGCAGUUGACGCCUAUUUCGUGUUCAUUUUGCAGUGUACCGAAGGCGACAGUCGGUGUUCGAGAACAACUGACAACUUUUCGUAUGAAAGCUUAUUUCCCGGUCAUAUCUACCAUGGUGCUAUAUCUUGUG